Molecule: messenger RNA, 2926 nt
Organism: Populus euphratica (Euphrates poplar)
Lineage: Eukaryota; Viridiplantae; Streptophyta; Magnoliopsida; Malpighiales; Salicaceae
Product: ankyrin repeat-containing protein At3g12360-like
Exons: 6
Coding region: 251-2611 (786 amino acids)
Cellular component (GO): membrane
Molecular function (GO): protein binding
Source: RefSeq, a predicted model, not a curated record
GGUAACUAAAAACUAUGCUAAGCUUAAAACCUUUGUCCUAAAACUCUCCUUCUUGUAUUAUAUUUCCUAUCAACAAAGAUUUUGCUUUGUAUAUCCCACAUCCUUCAACCAUUUCCAAAUUACAACUAAAAACCUUAACUAUCAAACUACUUUCAUUUCAACCCCUAAACACUAAAACCUCUUAAACUGUCAUCAUCCUCUAACAGUGGAAUCAGAGCUCAAUUGAUCGUAAGUGGGCAUUAGAGUCUAUAUGGCCACCACAAAUUCAUCACAAUCUAUCUCUGUGCCACUUCCCAUUUUUGAUGGUAGCAACUAUGAUUUGUGGGAAAAAAAAAUGAUGACACUCUUCGAGUCUCAAAAUCUUACGGACAAUAUUGUUGGGAAGGGACUUACGGACAAUAUUGUUGAGAAGGGACUUAAGAAGCCAACAAAUAUCUCUAUUCUAGAAGAAGCACAACAAAAGGAGGUAACAAAACAGAAGGAUGCUAGUGCCCUAUAUUUGAUUCAACAGUCACUAGCGAUUAAAAUUUUUCCUAGGAUUAGUGAAGCUUCAACAGCAAAGCAAGCGUGGGGUACGUUGCGGAAGGAGUUUCGCGGCGAUUCUGAGAGAGCAUUUGAGAAAAAACGGGGAGAUGCUGAGACAAAACAGGGAUAUGUGGAAGCAACUUAUGGAGCAGCCAUGGAAGGAGACUGGAAAAGAAUGGUUACCUACUAUCAGGAACACUGUCAGGAACAUAUCGAAUAUUUUUCCUCUCCAGUUACGGACACUUGGGAUACUGUACUUCAUCUAGCUAUACACAGCAAAGAAGAGAAACCACUUAAAGAUUUACUUGAAAUCAUGAAGAAAAGAGAAUUACCUUUAACUACUGAGACAGAAAUUCUCAAGAAAAAAAACAAAUUUGGAAAUACGGCUCUUCACGAGGCAACCAUCUAUGGCAAUUAUAAGGCUGUAAUACUCUUGGUAGAACGUUGUCCAGAGCUACUUUCGAUUCCAAAUGAGUUCGGUGAAACCCCGUUGUUUACAGCUGCCGGAUUUGCGAAGACAGAAAUAGUAGAGUAUUUAAUCAGACACAAUCCAGAACAAUGCGUGGAUGAUAAUGGCCGCCUAUUACCAACUCACAGCAAGCGAUCGGUUCCAUCGGGAGAUGACCUGUCCAUCCUUAGCGCUGCUAUCAUAGGGCAAAAAUUUGAAACAGCUUUACUGUUGCUGGAAUUGGAUAAAUCGCUCGCCAACUUGAAGGACAAAAAUCAAAUAUCUACUCUUCAACUUCUAGCCGAAAUGCCAGCUGCUUUUGAGAGUGGAUUUCCCAUGGGCAUAUUUGAAAGACUCAUCCACUGUUGCCUUCCUGUUAAACGUCACCACGAGGUAAAAUCACAGGUACAAACUUGGUGCCCGGAAAAUAAGAGAGAUCUUGAGAGCGGUCGGGGGAGGAACUCAGGAGAUCCUGGGAGUUUCUCGGAGAGGAAUCAAAGAGGCGGCAUACUCAAAAAUUUAAAGGUCCCUGAAGGAUGCUGGCUAGAAAGAAUCUGGAACCAGAAAAGAAAGCAUGUAUUUGCUUUGGAAUUCGCCAAAAGCCUAAUAAAGGAAGAUGAUUCUUUUAAACGAGUCACCAAAACGGAGGAAGAGCAAGAAACGCGUGCGCAAACUUCUCAAAACACUCCUGUAUUGUCAUCAUUAACUACUAAAAAGGAGAUCCCAUUGUUUACUGCAACUAGAAGGGGAAUAGAAAAGAUUGUGGAGCUGAUAAUAAGGCUACAUCCUCAUGCAAUUGACCAGCGCGAUGAAAUGAAUCGGAGCAUUUUGGAUGUGGCCGUCAUGUAUCGCCAGGAAAAAAUCUUCGAUAUUGUGAAGGAAAAGAAAAUACCAUUCGCUAGAAUGCGUCGAGUUGUUGAUAUUAGCGGCAACACAUUGUUGCACCAUGUUGCAGAUAUGAUAAAAAACAGUGGAGUAACCAAGCCUGGGCCUGCACUCCAACUUCAGGAGGAGUUGAAAUGGUUUGAGCGAGUGCAAGACGUAAUUCCUUCUUAUUAUGUCCCGCUUCUGAACAAAGAUGGAAAGACUGCAAAAGAGUGCUUCGAAAUAGCGCACGAGGAGCAACUGAACAAGGCACAAAUAUGGAUUAAGGAAACAUCACAGUCUUGUUCCACAGUAGCUGCACUUGUUGCAACUGUUGUCUUUGCUGCUGCCUAUACUGUGCCCGGAGGUUCUGAUGAAAAAGGCAAGCCCAUCUUCAUCAACUCUCCCUAUUUUCUGAUUUUCACUGUCUCUGAUGUUGUCUCCUUAGCAAGCUCCUUGACUUCGCUUGUGGUGUUUCUCUCUUUGUUGACCUCUCCAUUUGAGCUACAAGAAUUCCACAUCUCUCUUCCUCGAAAACUUAUUGUUGGCUUCUCCUUCCUCUUCUUUUCUGUGUUAACGACCAUGCUAUCCUUUGGCGCAACAAUUUUGAUACUCAUUCAGACAGAGAGGAGGUUGACAACAUUACUCCUUUCUAUUGCGUCAUUCCUUCCUGUCUUAAUAUUUGGAAUAUUGCAAUUCCGUCUGUACGUCUCCUUUAUGGGCUCUACAUUCAACAUUCUCAAGAAAAACUGGAAGCUCAUCCAUCGUUCCUAGUCCCUUGCCUACCAUGUAGGGAGACUAAAGUGGCAUAGAGGUUUUUCCUUUUUAUUGUUGGUUUGAACCUCUACUAUUGAUCACUAUAUAUUGAGUGAUACAGAAUGCUUGAGUGUUCAAUUUCGUGAUAUUUAUGAGGUUGUGCUAUCUUUAAUGAUGGCCUUAGAAGUCAGUAUGUGUUAUAUAUAGUGUGUAAUAGGUUCUGAUAUGAAGUUAGGACUAACAUCUUGCUUCAAUCGGUUACUUGUAGUAAAAUUGGGUGUAAGUUUAUGGUUAUUAUUAUUAAUGGAUAUCUCUCUUCGAUUUUCUCAAUCA